AUGCGCCGACCGCCCGAUAAAGAGGGCAAUUCUGCCAUGACCGAACGAGAUGUUGUCUCCUCUAAUGCCACAUUAAACGCCUUUUUGGGCGGGUCUCGACAAAAAUCUUGGAUGAUCGCAGGAGGGGCACCAGUUCGACCGACUCCACGACGUCCUAGCAUCACUAAACCGUCAGAUCAGAGCAAUGCGAACAAUCCUCAAAGAACUUCGACCACUACUUUACUUUCGCCAGUAACAAGCAACGAAUCAUCGAGUCCCGAACUGGUGCAAAAUUCUGUCCCUCUUCAAAACACACACACCGCUUCCUUCUCCGGCACGCAUGGUUCUUCGAGAGUGAAUGCCACAAUUGCAACAAGUCAAGCGCUGCAAGAAGCAUGUAUUACACCUUCAAAUCCCGAUAUUGCCCAGCCACGAGUUCUCCCUGAUGCAGCGAGAGGCGACCCCGACGAAUCUUGCACAGUGACAAUAUCUGCAAGGCCUCCUUUGUCGGAAGAAAUUUCCCAACUGCAGAGCUCAGCCGACAUCACUUCGACUGGAAACUCAUCCCGGGAUUCACUGCCCAAGUCCUCUUCAGACCCAAAUAUAAACAGUCGGGUACCAUCUGUUAUCAAAAGGAAUUCAGAAAUAUUACCAGCCGUCCAGGGUCAAGGGGAUCACACAAUGCUUUCUUCUCAUGCACAGCGUCCUCAACGGCAACCGUCAUGUCGCGCUACCAUGCCUUCUUUGAAGCCCCGUGCUGAAAUGGUAAAGAGGUAUAUUGAACGAUAUGGGGGUAUGGCCAGCCUAAAUUCUGCGCUUGAAAAGCCAAGAUUCAGUUUGAUGGAAACUGCCUGCAAGUCUGAUGAUGCCCAUUAUGUUGCAACACAUCAGCUGUUUUGUGUGUGGGAUACAAGCCGUAAAGAUAUUACAGGCAUAACUGAGCUUCCAGACUCAAUGACUUUAACUCAUGCGUUUCGGAUACUUGGUCAGCUGAUACGAGAUAAUGAAGGCAUGGCACCAAACCACCUUCGAUGGUUCGCUAAUUUUCCAAGUCCAUUUGCUGAUUUGAUGAAAAAUUCCGAGCCAUAUAGACGAAUCGUUCAAGAAGUCGGCACAUUUCUGUCAAAGUUGGUUUCUAAUUGGUCGGAACUAACGAGGAUAUGUACUAGCAGAGGUCACCCGCCGCUAGUCGAUGAAUUGAUUAAUGAAUUAGGGCUGUUAUCACCGACUUUACAGAAUAUUGUAUUCACUGCGACUAGGCGCAAUCUCAAUAUUGUGGAUGAUGAAUAUGGUAAUGAAAUGGAAAGAGUGUUUGAACAAGAUAGGGCCGGACAUAGAGAACUUACUGCUCGAUAUAAUACUUCUCGACCACCUUCGGAAAAGGAGAUUCAAGAGAGAACUAAAACCAUAGUACAAAAGCAUUUGAUGAUAUCAUUGAAAGCGCGCCAGAAGAUGAUGACAAACGUUGCUCCGCAACCUUCAACAGCAGCACCAGCGACUCUCUCGAGCAUCGGCCCAACUUCAAGGAUUUCAAAUGCUUCAUACCCUCAUCUAAUGGGAUCGAGUUUCAAUUCCAAUCAGAAUCUUCCUCAGCAAAAUCAUGCUCAGAAUCGUCAAACUGGUCAAACUCCAAGUCAAAUACGAACCUCGUCCACUAGACCUUCAUCACCUUUAAUGAUGGCAAGUGCGACCGGCAGUCAUCAAAGUAUUACACCACGUACAAGUGUAGAUACACCUGGUGCAAUUCCCAUACAAGCCUUAUCUAUGGGGUCGCCAGUCCAACAAGGAUUUCAGUAUUCGUCACCUAUCAUGCGUGGUAAUGGCUCUCAAUUCCCGCCAUCGGUUUUGCAGAGUAAUGGUUCUCAAUCACCAAUCACAGGACAAACUCGGGGACUUCCUCAAGGCCAAUAUAGUUUUGACCCAAGAUUCGACAUUAGACAACAACAACAUUAUCCACAACCAUAUAUGCAACAGGCGAAUGUCCCAGCACAGUAUGGCCCAAACAAUACCCAACAAAUGAGUUCUCAACAGCUGCAACAAAUUCAACUGCAUCAGCAGCAUCUACAACAUCAGCAAUAUUGGCUACAGCAUCAGAUGUCUCAACAGCAGCAAGCCCAACAUCAAGCUUUAGCACUGCAGCGUCAAGCUCAUCCGAGAAGAGAUAGCCAUCCAAUCAAUGGUCAGCAACAACAGCAGCAAGUUUUAUCAAGAAAUGCUAGCAGAAAUAGUACCAGAAAUAAUAGCGUUUCCGGCGAGCAUAUGUCUCCGUUGGUGAGUGGUCAUAUUUAUGUUCGAAAUAAUUCUCAAGGGAACCAAGGUCCUCCGCACCCAAGGCCGAUGACCAUUGAAGAGCAAGAGUGCAUACAAGACAGCAACAUGCCUGAUCCUAUGAAAAGAUCUUUCAUUCCUCCCCUUGGUUUUAUACAUCCCCAAGGAAUUCCAGAUCCAGAUAUGAAAGCUCUUCAUCAAGCAAAUCUUCGCAGUCCUCGUCUUGUUACUAUCGAUACACCUAACCUUGGGUGUGAUGGCGUCUCUCGCAGGUAUUAUCAAUUUGUGAAAGACUUUCCUAUGGCUCCAACGAAGAUCCCCUUCGAAUCCUCACUCAACAGAUUGGAGUUUCAGAUUUCUGCCGACGUAUUGACGCGUAUUUCUUGUGAUAAAUUUGUUGCCAAAGACUGUCUAAUGGUUCGAGAAGUCAAAUCGCGGUCUCUUCAAUUUCGACUGAGAUGUGUAUCAGCUGUCGCAGAUGCAAAUGAAAUCCCAGUUUCGAGAUGGGUUGUUUCGGAUACGGUGUGGCCCGAAAUGAUCUUCAUGGAUAUCAAUAGCCACGAGUUAGAGGCUAGACGCAAAUGGCACCAUGGGAGAGAUCUUCCAAUCGAUAUCACGCCUUAUGUAAAUCCUGGAACCAACGAGAUUACAAUAUCGAUGCCCAAGUUACCUACAACAACUAAAGAAAAGGAAUAUUUUCUGGCUGUGGAAGAGAUUGAGAUUUUACAGCACAAUGAAAUUAUGGACAGGUGUAAAGAACAAAGCAUUCCUGCAGCAACGGUCGUUGAAGAGAUUAAAAAGAAGCUUGCGGGCCCGACGGAGGAUGACGAUGAGCUUUCGAUAGUAGUCACUGAUCUUUCCAUUGGUCUUACCGAUCCUUUUACCUCGACAAUCUUUGAAAUUCCCGUUCGCGGUAAGAAUUGUUUGCAUCGGGAAUGUUUUGAUCUCGCGACCUUCCUAUCGACACGCCCAAGCAAGCCGAAACGACCGGAUCAACCUUGUAUGGUUGACGUUUGGAAGUGCCCGCUGUGCUCUGAGGAUGCACGUCCAUACAGCCUCCGGUACGAUGAAUUCCUAGCUUCUGUGAGAGACAAACUACAGGAACAAGAUAAGCUUGACGUGAAAACCAUUCUAGUCGCGGCGGAUGGUACUUGGCGUCCAAAGAUGGAGUCGCAACCUUCACAUAAACGAAAGUCUACCACUGAUGACGAUGACGACGAUUUGAUAGAUGAAAAAAGGCCAAGGAAGAAAUCAACAAAUGACGUUAAGCAUGCCGAGGUAGAGAUAAUUGAAUUGGACGAUGAUUAA
Molecule: messenger RNA, 3555 nt
Organism: Botrytis byssoidea
Lineage: Eukaryota; Fungi; Ascomycota; Leotiomycetes; Helotiales; Sclerotiniaceae
Exons: 2
Coding region: 1-3555 (1184 amino acids)
Biological process (GO): protein sumoylation
Molecular function (GO): SUMO ligase activity; zinc ion binding
Source: RefSeq, a predicted model, not a curated record